Messenger RNA from Purpureocillium takamizusanense, 1658 nucleotides. RefSeq lists its product as uncharacterized. Gene Ontology annotation, molecular function: protein heterodimerization activity. The coding region runs from base 487 to 1233 and encodes 248 amino acids. The record is from RefSeq and is a predicted model, not a curated record. The transcript has a single exon. Lineage: Eukaryota; Fungi; Ascomycota; Sordariomycetes; Hypocreales; Ophiocordycipitaceae. Gene Ontology annotation, cellular component: transcription factor TFIID complex. Gene Ontology annotation, biological process: transcription initiation at RNA polymerase II promoter.
ACCGCAACCUUGACUCUGACAGCCAGUGUAUUCCGGGCCAUCUUCAAAGACUUCGCCCGCACUGCGCCUGGCUACUCUCUGCAAAUGUUUGCCUCAGAUAUUUGAAAUCUCUCCACGGGCUUCAACGGUCCGCGUCUCCAAGCCGUAGCCCCGGCGGCAGAGCGGAACUGCAGCUCCAAUCGCUCCGACUACGAGGGAGGCCACCAGCAUGGCGUCCAAGAGGAGCCUGUCGCCCAACGACACGCCCGAAUCCGACACCAAGCGCCCUAGGAUCACGGGCGCCGAUGGCAUCGAGACCCUGAGCCAAAGCGCCGUGCCCAGCGCCCAGCCAGACCAUCACGACGACGCCCUGGCCUCGCUGGCGCCCACGCAGCACUCCAACGCCCGAAGCGGAUUGCAGCGGUCAAUAGCCCUGGUCCUCCGGCACGAUGGCUUCGAGUCAGCUACCCAGGAAGCCAUGGAGAGCUUCACGGGCAUCGUCGAAACAUGUUGGCCCCUCCUCACCCCUGGCUCACUCCCUGCUUCGCCUGUGCGUGCACGGUUCUGACAGCUCUAGACAUGGAAUCCCUCAUCGAACAAGUCAAGCGCUUCGCCCUCGCCGCCCGACGCGAGCACCCCAUCCCUACCGACUUUGAGCUCAUGAUGGGCUACCACAACCUCACCACGCGCUCACUCCGACCCCACCUCAAGAACCCCCUGCCUCAAUCCGUGCUUGCCCCGACAUUUCACGCCCUCACGACCGCCGACAACGAGGCCCUUGCGACGUUGCCUCUUCUCAGCGACCAACUGAGCGGCCAGGCCGACAAGGACGCGAAGCAGUACAUCCCCUCCUCCUUUCCCGACUUUCCUAGCCGUCACACCUACCGCUUCACCCCCCAGGAGGACACGAGCGUUCGCGACUCCAAGAAAAUACGCGAGGAGGCCGCGCGUACCGCUGAGCAAGGCGAGGACGCGUUGCGCAGGCUUGUACGCGCGUCCAAGAUGCGCAAGCAAAAGGAGGUCAAGUCCCUGGUGGAGCGUGACACCGAAGGCAGAGAGCGUUUCCGGCUGUGGGAGGCAACCAUGAAGAGGUUCAUGGGCGCCGAGGCCGGUCUGCGCGGCGACGCCGCCGCCGCCGACCAGGUGGAGAUUGCCGACCAUAGCAUGAUUGUCAACUGCGACGCCGUCUUUGCGCGCAAGGAGGUGGCUCGGAUGGGGAAGCGCGGCGGGGGGCUUCCUGCGAACGGGACCUAGGCCGUCAACGGACGCAGUCCUCACCCGACCAUUUGGCACGAAGAGAAGGCCGAGAAGAACGGCCAAGGCUAGAGCGGACGCUGCCGAGACUGCCGACCGCCACCGCAAGGACGCGGUAGGGCGAGGAGGCUGAUGAUACCCUAGACCAGAUCGACAUUGUGUCGACUUCCACCUGCAAGGCGUUGGGGACAUUCAAUGGAACUUGAGAUUUUUACCAUCUUGCUGGAGUGCGCCAUGUCUUAAUCAACUGCCGACGAUGGCUGCGUCCGUUGUGUCUCAUGUCGCCUACCAACAUCAGCCUCUUAAAGAUCUCCGGCUGGCGGAAACCACGUAAUACACGCCAAAAGCAAUCCGGAAAUUGCACUCAAGGUUAUACAGUACAACGUCACGUCUCAUACCAAGUCGCGUCAACAUGUCGUCUGACU